Messenger RNA from Corticium candelabrum, 2301 nucleotides. RefSeq names its product integrin beta-like protein C. Bases 12 to 1961 code for a protein of 649 amino acids. The record is from RefSeq and is a predicted model, not a curated record. Lineage: Eukaryota; Metazoa; Porifera; Homoscleromorpha; Homosclerophorida; Plakinidae. The transcript is spliced from 9 exons.
CUGCCUUUGAGAUGGACUGGAUCCUCUCUCUCGUACAAGUUGCGUUUCUGAUGGAGUGUGUUGACAGUUCUCAUUUCCGUGGUGGCAUCAUAACGUGGAAACCGGUUCCCAAAUCCAACUACAUGGUCGAGUUUUCCUACAAAAUAGGGUGGAGGAGAUCAUAUACUAGUCAUAACUGUACUGUGAAAAACAUCCAAGAACAAACCGUUAUGCCAGGCGAAGGAUCGUGGGAGUGUGCUUCAGGCUGCAGUGGAACUCUCUUACAAGCCGCUUAUGUUUGCACCGACUAUAGCGAAAUUGAAGACUGGAUACAAGGAGAAUAUACGUUCCAAUACUCUUUCGACAAUCCAGGACCAUUUGUUAUACAACAUACAAAUUGCUGUUGGAUGACUAAAUUGGCUGUUGGCGGAAGCGGCUCGUGGUCUGUUAGUACAACUGUUGAUUUGAAUCCCCGACCUCACAAUUCUCUAAUCAAUUCGUCACCAGUUUCAGCUUCUGCUCCAAUUAUCCGUCUUAUCAGUGGUUGUAGCUACAACAUCCCGAUCCACGUUGACGAUCCAGACGGAGACGAAGUGCGAUGUCGAUUUGGCAAUGGCAGUAGCGAAUGCGGCGGGGUAUGCCGAGCACUUCCUGGUGCAAACGUAGUUGGGAAACCUUGCUCGAUAAACUACACAGCUAACAGCACAAAUUGGUUUGCAGUUGCACUGAUAAUUGAAGACUUCACGAGUUCUUCAUCUACCACUCCACUCAGUAAAGUCCCAUUGCAGUUUCUGAUCCACGUACGAGAUGGAACUGGAGAGGCGUGCAGCAAUGCGCUCACCUUCAGUGAGUCCACAAUAAAAGAAGAGCAAGCCUGCAUCCCAGUUCCUCCGUCGGGAACGUUCAACACAUCAAUAGAAGUUAUCGAAACAAAAAUAUCGAAAUUAGUGGAAGUAAACUUGGUGGCACCUCCGGGUUUACUACAAUCGCCAGUCAAGCAAAUAGGAAGUAACAGAGGAGUCACAGUUGAGUGGACGCCCACUACAGCUCAAUAUGGCCAACACGUUUUCUGUUUUCUUGCUGUCGAUAACAAUGGGUUUACGACAGAACAGCGCUGUGUAACGCUUCUUGCAGGAGCGUCAACUCCGCAAUUGGCAUCUAACACUCUCACGCCUAUCGGUGCAGACACUCCCAUAAACCAACGCAUAUUCCAAGCAAAAUUUGAUCAAGAAGUUCUCAGACCAUCCGUUCACCGCUCCAUUAAGAUAAUGUCCACACUGUAUGAUCCUCCGAAAGCAGUUGUAUACCUAGAUGCAUCCAAAGCGGCAGAAGUGUCGGUCAAAGGCGACACACUCACAAUCUAUCUACCCGAAUACAUCGAUUUGCUCGACGAAGGCGUAAAGCAUUACAUUCUGAUGGACCCGGGAGCGGUAGUGGGACUGAUGUCUUGCUCGGGAGGAGGCUCUCCAUUCCGUGGCAUUUCAGAUCCGAACGAAUGGUCAUUUGACACAGUGAUACCAGAUCGUGAUCCAUGUGAGAAAAACGAUGGAAGGGGAGAGUGUGAGUAUCGAUGCGGAUCGGUCGGGAACUUAUACUGGUGCUGGUGCGAUCACAACGCGGGCUUUGUAGUUGGCCCCGAUGGCCACUCCUGUUUUCACCAAGAUUUCGUUGACAACUGUUCGUGUGUCAAUGGGGCGUGUACUGGAGGAGGAGCUUGCGAGUGCUUUAUUGGUUGGGAAGGCCAAACCUGCGCGACGCCUUUAUGUCGUUUCCAAGCCGAUUGCUCGAACAACGGAGACUGCAUCGCUCCUGAAGUGUGCGCGUGUAAGCCAGGAUGGGGCGGGCCUAAAUGCAACGUUAACGUCGACUUGUGCUCUCGCUACCGAUCCUGCAAAUCGUGCACGCGACAAACCGGAUGUGGAUGGCGCAAUGAAACGAAGCGAUGUUCAUCAGGAACCGGAUACGGACCGAUACACUGCUAAUAGCAGUGUCAUAGAGCAUAAGUUGAAUUUAAUACCACAAUCACACUGUUCAUUCAAAAACAAUUAAGUAAUGCCUUAAGUGACGUGUGUAUACAUAAAAGCUAUUAAUGGAGCUAAGAAUCUCUAUUCAUUUGCACAAUCAAAGUUCUGGUAGGUGACGACCUUUCAUUUACAAAUAGAUGGUUAUUCACUUUCCUAAGGCAAAGCUGUCGUAUACAUACAGAAUAAUUGCUGUUAAGAAGUAUGUUUAACCUCUGAGAAUAAUAGUGAUGAAACUUCUUGAGACGAAGAUAUUUGCAUGCAAGCAAAAGAAUUAUCAUUGUCUAUAAUGAUUGACUCG